Molecule: messenger RNA, 807 nt
Organism: Trichoderma reesei QM6a
Lineage: Eukaryota; Fungi; Ascomycota; Sordariomycetes; Hypocreales; Hypocreaceae
Exons: 1
Source: RefSeq, a predicted model, not a curated record
AUGCGUCUCCUAGACGCCAGAACUCUGGAGCUCGUCGAUGUAGUCGACAACAACGUCCCUCGCUAUGCCAUCCUGUCGCAUACAUGGGGCGACGAGGAAAUCACCAUCCAGCAGCUGCGGCGCCUCGGCGGCUGCUCGCAGGUCUCGCUGGCGUCUCCCCAGACGCUCGACAAAAAGAGGCGGGCCACCGUCCUCAAGAAGGGCUACAUCAAGAUCUCCGGAGCUGCGCAAUUGGCCGUGAGCCGCGGCCUCGACUAUCUGUGGGUGGACACUUGCUGCAUCGACAAGACCAGCAGCGCCGAGCUGUCCGAGGCCAUCAAUUCCAUGUACCUGUGGUACGAGCAGUCGGCCGAGUGCUACGCCUUUCUCGCUGACGUCGAGCCGCCUGAUGAUGCAAACCCCGACGGCGACGUGUUGCACGACAAUCUCCGCCGCAGCCGCUGGUUCACAAGAGGAUGGACGCUUCAGGAGCUCAUUGCCCCAAAGCUCGUCCUCUUCUACGCCAAGGACUGGAGCUUGCUCGGCCAGAAAGAUGCCCCGGCCGACUUCACCAACAUCAUCAGCGAGAUUACCAACAUUGACAAGGAGGUCUUGAAUGGCAGGAUAGAUCCUCUUCAACUAAGUGUAUCCGCUCGCAUGGCCUGGGCAUCUCGCAGGAACACGACGAGGCCCGAGGACACUGCGUAUUGCUUGAUGGGCUUGUUCCAGGUUAACAUGCCGCUGUUGUAUGGCGAGGGCCAGCGGGCAUUCACACGCCUUCAGGAGGAAAUCAUCCAGCGCACCGAUGACCAGUCGAUCUUUGCCUGG